Trichobilharzia regenti is the source of this 2871-nucleotide messenger RNA. The record is from the annotation of a GenBank genome assembly. Lineage: Eukaryota; Metazoa; Platyhelminthes; Trematoda; Strigeidida; Schistosomatidae.
AUGAAUAAGUCUUACUUAUGGUUACCAGCUAUUCUUGCUUUUUGUCUGUCAUCCGUGACUGUAUUAUGCAGUACAGUCAACCGAAGGGUUUGCCUCAAUGCUGCUUCCGCACAGGAACAUGGUUUAUUAUCUGAAUGUAUCAAAGAGUGGAAAACGUACCCUUGGGAAGCAUUCAGAGUUGAUAAUUCCUCUGAUUGCUCAGCAUGCAGAAUUAUAUCACCUUUCGUAUGGGAUUCUAAAAUUUCUACUUUAUUGUGCUCAAAUCGCAUGAGUGGUCAAGAGUGCCAAAGAAUUAUUGAUGCGUUGUCCCAACUUAAGAAUAUUAAGAAUCGAAAUGACGUUUUGUGCAAUAUACUAACACUGUGUGAUUCUCACACAUACAUUAAGGACCUCAACUUUGGAGUUCCACUAUGUGAUGAUUGCAAACGUUUGGUUAAUGAUGUACGGAUUAUGAUCAAAGAUAACUCAACAGCUGUGGAUAUUGAAAAACAACUGGAUGAGUUAGUGUGUAACAACCUCCCUGGUGAAAUUAUACCAUACUGCAAAAAUAUAAUAAACGCUCAUGUUCCGUAUCUGCUGCAAAUGCUAGCUGAUAGUUUGAGCCCUGAUGAUAUUUGUGGAACACUGGGGUUUUGUGUUAACGGAAAGGUCAAAUUUACCCUAGCUGAUUUUGCAGCUCGUAAACGGAAAUGUCAUGAAAAUAAAAUGUAUUCAUGGAUUAAACGUCCAUCUACUAGCGACAAUCAUAAAUGGACUUCGUACAGUACACAAGCAGCACCAACUUGUCCAGAGUGUCUAAAUGUACUAAAUCAAUUCAAGACAGGUAUACAGGAUUCAACCAUACAAGAACGUUUAAAGAAAUUACUUGAUGAGAAAGUGUGUGCCCAUAUGGGCUUCUUUAGUGCUGCGUGUAGAGAAGCGGUAGAAUAUAACUUCGAUCAAAUUCUCAGUGGUGUAUCCCAAGUUGAUGCUAAAGAAUUGUGCAGUUUGUUUGGAAUGUGUUCGAAUGAAGAAAUUAACUUACUGAGUGACGAAACAACAUUAUCAUCAUCGACAACAACAACAACAACAUCGUUGUCUACUAAGCAAAAUGUUCCAGGUGUUUGUCAAUUGUGUGAAAUGAUAGUGCAUAAAGUAUUUCAGCUUAUUGCAGCCAAUCGAACUGAGCGCGAAAUUAUGUUGGCUUUAGAAUUGGUUUGUGACUACCUACCAUCUAGUUAUAAGGGUCAAUGUGUAAACUUUGUUGACAAUUAUGGUGUUAAAGUUGUUGAGGCUAUUGUUGAAGGCACUGGCCCUGGUCUAGUCUGUACAGGCAUGGGAUUGUGCAAUCCCUUUACAUCAUCAGCAAUUAAUGAACACCACCAACAACAGCAACAACAACAAGAGAAACUUCCAAGUCAACUAGAAAAUACUCAACCGGUGAAAACUGAAUCAACUGUCGGCAUAGAUGCUUGUAUAACAUGUAAAUUCUUCGUUGAAACAAUUUAUGGUCAAUUGCAAAAUAAUAAGACAGAAGAUGAGUUAAGACAGUUAAUUAAAGGUGCAUGCUCUAUCCUACCUAGCGGUUUUGCUGACAGAUGUUCUGAAUUGGUUGAUCGUUAUUUUGAUGAUGUACUCAAGUUAAUAGAAAACAGUUAUACUCCUGAACAAAUAUGUCACAUGAUCGCACUUUGUCCAGCUCUACCGUUCUGGAGUUUAUCUGAACAAAAUCCAUGCCUUCUAGGCUCAGAAUAUUGGUGUCGUGACUACAGUACUGCAAAAAUGUGUAAUGCUCUCCAUUAUUGUAGUUCAACUGGUUGGAAAACCUAUCCAUCGAGUAAUCAAAAUAAAAUGUUUAAAUCACAAUGUGAAUUGAUGAAAUUGUCAGAAAUAUGUGUUAAUUCUGAGCUAGCUAAAAAGUGUAAUCGUGUAAAUGAAUGUUAUCAAGAACAAGUGAAAAAAUUCUUGAAUUUAUUCAGUCUUUCAUCUAUGAAUAUUGACAAUAAAACACCGUGUUCCGUCUGUGUAACAAUGACUACACGUUGGCUAUUACAAUGGGAUGUAUUCGGUGGACCAAUUAUUAAUCGUAAUAUAUGUGAUGUAUACAAAGAUGCUGAACUUCAACAGUGUUAUCAAGUCGUCGAAAAGGCUGGAAUGCUUCUGAUCAAUUCGCGUAAAGAUCGUCAGCGUGUUGAAGAAAUAUGCGCUCGUACAAUUCAUUGUUCACCAGUAUCAGACGAAGAUAUAAAAGACAAUCAACUCACUUAUGAAAGAUUAGAACAACAAGAAGGCCUUGCUGCUAAUGAAUUCGAAAGGAUCGCUUGUCUAGGCGGUCCUACAUACUGGUGUUCAUCAAAGGAGACAGCGAAAAAGUGUAAUGCAACGAAUUAUUGUCAAGUCGCCUAUUGGCCUGAUAUUCAUCAUAACAGCAACAACAACAAUAAUAAUGUGAAUGAAGAUGUCUCAAAACUAGAAAAUAUUCGAAAUAAUAAUAAUAAUAAUCAUGAAGACAAUACAGUUACCCCAAGGAUUAAAACACAAUCUGAACAUCUAUUAGGCAUUAAACCAUGUACAUGGGGACCGGCUUAUUGGUGUAUAUCAGAGAAAACAGCUAAAGAAUGCGGUGUUGAAGCUUUAAGCCAUUGUCAAGAAAAAGUUUGGACAACCAAAUCACCAUCAUCAUCAUCAUCAACAGCUACAACCACAACCACAGUGACUACAUUACCACAUAAUAAAAAGUAUUAUGGGAGUGAAAGAUGCCUACGCGGGCCAGCAUUUUGGUGUGCAUCAUUCAAUAAUGCUAAAUUAUGCGGUGACCAUGCUGAAAAGUAUUGUAUCAAUUAUGUCUGGUCAAAUAUUCAUAAAAUAAAGGUCAGCGCGAAAAACCCGUAA